ACCGCUUUUACCAAAACGCCCACACCCCGCCUCCAUUUUCCCGAACGCCCACACCCCCACCCAGUCCCCGAUUCAAACCGUCGCCACCGCCGUCGCCGCGUGAGUCGUGACUCCCCAGCGGCGGCCUGCCACCAGUCACCCACUCCCCGCUCGUCGCGUUUCUCUGGAAACCGCAUUUGCGCCCGCCCCCUCCGCUCCCCCGAGCCGAGGCCCGAGAGCUAGCUGCCUCAGGUGGAUCGCCGUCCACUCAGCGGCGGCGGGGUUUACGAGACGGCAAAUUCCGGCGCGGGAUGCCGCGAUCCCGGCAGUGAUGUGCGGAUCGGAGCAUGGGUGUGACCCCACCGGGAAGUAGCGGCGACCGGCGGAGGACUAGGCGCGGGAGCUGCGGCCAUGACGAUUUACAUCGCGAGGGAGGCUACCAAGCUUUGGAGGAAGGUUGGCGCGGAGACGACGGCGGAGCUGCAGCUUCUGCUCGAGAAGUGGCGAUUGCUCCUUGCAGGAUUGGUGUUUCAGUAUAUUCAUGGAUUGGCUGCUCGAGGAGUACAUUACUUGCAUCAGCCCGGGCCGCUGCUCCAGGAUUUGGGAUUUAUGGCCCUUCCGGAGCUCGGACAAGACAAAGGUUACCUUAGCGAGAGUGUAUUCACUUUCAUCUUCAUUUCCUUUCUGUUGUGGAGUUUUCACCCUUUUGUUUAUCAUAGCAAACGCUUCUACACUGUUCUACUCUGGCGCAGGGUGCUUGCUUUUUUAGUUGCUUCACAGUUUUUACGGAUCAUUACGUUCUAUUCCACUCAGCUUCCUGGUCCAAAUUAUCACUGCCGUGAGGGCUCUAAACUAGCCACUCUUCCACCACCCAAUAAUGUGCUUGAAGUGCUCCUAAUCAACUUUCCCCGUGGAGUGCUUUUCGGUUGCGGUGAUCUGAUAUUUUCAUCUCACAUGAUCUUUACUCUUGUUUUCGUGCGCACAUACCAUAAGUAUGGAUCAAAAAGGUUCAUUAAGCUUCUGGCUUGGCUGAUGGCUAUAAUUCAGAGUCUUCUUAUAAUUGGCUCUCGCAAGCACUACAGCGUGGAUGUUGUUGUUGCUUGGUACACUGUUAAUUUGGUCGUGUUCUUUGUUGAUACAAAGCUGCCAGAAAUGCCAGAUCGUACAAAUGGAUUAUCUUUGCUUCCUGUAAGUUCAAAAGAUAAAGAUGGCAGGAUGAAGGAAGAGCUCCAUAAACUUGAGAAGGACAGCAGGAUGAGGGAGGAGUUCCAUAAGUUAUUAAAUGGAAACACCGUUGAUGCUACUGAUCGGCGACAACGAGUGCAGAUGAACGGAAAGCAUGGCGAAGACCUGAACCACACUGUCUCUGAUGCCACCCCCACUGGUCUCAGCGCACUGCUUGUGGGCGCGGGAGAGAUCGUCCUUGCAGGAGCAGCCGAGCACGAUGCCGGCGCCGGACUCGGCGGCAGAGUUCUCAAGGCCGAGGUGGCAGAUGCGGCAGUUCCUCUCGGCCUUGUCGGGGCUGCCCUUGGUGAUCUCUGCCAGCCCCGCCUCCAGGUCGACAUCGUCCAGCGAGCACUCCGACACGCACGACUUCCUGCCGCGCUCGGCCGCGUCCACGGCGCCAGCGUCGCAGCUCGUGGAGAUGUAGUCCUCCAAGGCGGAGUCUUGCCGCGAGUGCGAGUGCCACGACCGGUCCUCGGCGUCCGAGAAGCACUGGCUCCCCUGCUCCUGGUCCGAGCCCUCCUCGGCGAGCCGCCGCCCGCCGCCGCCUACGCGGCCCCGCUCCACGCCAGGCUCGACGGCGGCGAUCGCCGAUUGCUCGCCGUCGUUCACCAUCGCCACCAAAGAAACCUACGAGAUCAAUUCAAGAAAAGGAAAGGAAUCACUCCAAUUCCCCCGUCACAUAACCCCGACAAGAGCAAAUUAGGAAGCAAGCAAACAAGAAACGCCGAAAACGCGCAGUAAAUACCACUCUCGCAGGCGUCCAAGAACCCAACCGGAGGCCACUGCUCAAUGCGGCCGAUCACGAGAAGAAGUGACACAAGCAAAAUCCAAGGCCGGUAGUAGACUCUAAACUCUAAAAAGAACUGAGGUAUACGGCAUUAGGUGGCUGCAAGAUUGUAUUUUUAAGUGAUCUCUCGAUCCAUACUCGGCGACCGCACCAGGUAAAACAAAACAGAAGCGGUGAGGAGAGGGAGGGAGGCGGAAGCAGUAAGGCUGUUGCCUGUUGGACACUUCCAAAAGCAGGGCGAGUUAGGCGGAAGAGAGAAGGGGAAAGAAAAGACUUUGCCGUGGUUGCCGAGGAGGGGAAGAGAGGAGAAGAGAAGAGACGGAGCCGGAAUGGCAGGUCGUGUCUCAACGGUCGUCGUCUUCGUCUCGUGGUGAAGGGGCGAGACUGUCAUGUCACCGAGACGUUUUACAGUGCUUGGGAGUCAGCACAAUCGUUCAUCAACCCUAAUUCGACGGUACACAAUUACAGGAUUUGGUAUCGUUCGGCAACCACUACUACUGAUUGACUGAGAUAGCAGGUAGUUGGAUGAAUGAACACACCACGUAUUGAUCAUCGAUCAACAUGACCACAUCGUCAGGUGAUGUAAUGUGUCGGUAUGCAAUGCGGUGUACGGUUCAUCGCUCGAUCCAACAACCGCUGGGACAAACCUACGGCACAGUCGGCACUCCGAAAGCAUGAAAGGAACACCCACAGUUCACCUCACCAUGAUCUCACGAAUCAUUGAGAGCUUAAACGCAAUUGCCCCUCGAGGAGGGCGCCAUCGCCUCAGCUUCCAGUGAAGCAGACGGCUAAUUAAUCUCUCUUUGGCAACGGGCGCCACCACGUCAGCUAGGGCAUCCUAUUGCAACUUUGACACUGAUCAGCAACUGCACAUAUAUUUUGUGAAAUCAAUUUAGGAUAUAGUAGUAUGAAGAAAUAAAAGAAUAAUAUAACAAAAGAGAACUUGCAUAUCUGAUUUUCUAAAAACAUACACGUGUGAUUAAAAAAGACAGCACAAUCAAUGUUAAUUUUUUGAUUUGUGAGUUGGAGAUUGAAAGUAUUUUUUAAAAAAGAAACGAGAUCCAACUUUAUACUAUAGCCAUUUAAUUAAUUCUAAUGAUAAUGGAGAUUGUUUGGAUCUUCUUAGUGAUCAACUCGAGUAAGAUGAAAGAUUGAGAGUA
Messenger RNA from Phragmites australis (common reed), 3153 nucleotides. RefSeq names its product phosphatidylinositol:ceramide inositolphosphotransferase. Gene Ontology annotation, molecular function: ceramide cholinephosphotransferase activity; inositol phosphoceramide synthase activity; sphingomyelin synthase activity. Bases 391 to 1947 code for a protein of 518 amino acids. Gene Ontology annotation, cellular component: Golgi membrane; trans-Golgi network; endoplasmic reticulum membrane. Gene Ontology annotation, biological process: ceramide biosynthetic process. Lineage: Eukaryota; Viridiplantae; Streptophyta; Magnoliopsida; Poales; Poaceae. The record is from RefSeq and is a predicted model, not a curated record. The transcript is spliced from 13 exons.